Messenger RNA from Nasonia vitripennis (jewel wasp), 5772 nucleotides. RefSeq names its product FAD synthase. Lineage: Eukaryota; Metazoa; Arthropoda; Insecta; Hymenoptera; Pteromalidae. Gene Ontology annotation, biological process: FAD biosynthetic process. The record is from RefSeq and is a predicted model, not a curated record. Bases 2944 to 4326 code for a protein of 460 amino acids. The transcript is spliced from 8 exons. Gene Ontology annotation, molecular function: FMN adenylyltransferase activity.
AACUAAAAAACAUAAAUAUAAAAUCGUAAAUUACCAAAAAGUUUUGAAAAGUAAAAACAAAAAAAUCGUUAAUUUAAGUAAAACAAUCGAAAAAAAUAAUGAAACUUUAGAUUUUAUUGAACAAUUUGAAAAAUUAAAUGAAAAACAAUUAAACCUUUUUAAAAUGCAGACUAAUCAUAUCAAAAAACGUAAAUGGACAGACAAGGAAAAACAAUUUGCUUUACAGUUGUUUUAUACAUCUCCUAAAGCUUAUUGUUUUUUACGUAAAUAAUAGAAUUUUGCUCUCCCUUGCGUAACAAAUAUUAGGAAAUGGGUUAAUGAAAUAGAUUUAGCUACGGGAAAAUCUGAAAAUUUAUCUAAAUUGUUAAAAGCUGACGCGAUGUCUUCAAAAGAACGCGAAUGUGAUUUAAUGUGGGAUGAGAUGAGCAUCAAAAAACGCUUAGAUUACAAUUCUAAAAAAGUUUAUGUUGAGGGAUUUACAUAUUUAGCUGAACACGGCCGAAGCGUGCAGGCGGGUAAUCAUGUUUUAGUUUUCAUGUUUUCAUGCAGUAUAAUUGGAGACAACCUGUCGCUUACUAUGUUUCACAUAACGCCGUUUGUGGUACUCAACUCAGUAAAAUUAUUUUGGAUAUUUUAGAUUAUGUAGAAGAAACCGGUUUUAAAGUAAAAUCCAUGGUUUGCGAUGGGGGUUCUCCAAAUCGAACUGCAGAUAAUACUUUAAAAAUUAAGAAAGAUAAACCUUACAUUGAGCGAUAUGAACGUAAAAUUUUCUUUAACUACGAUGCUCCUCACCUACUUAAAUGCCUCCGUAAUAAUUUUAGGCUUCAUCAAAUGACCAUUGCGAGUAACAAAGUAUCUUGGGACGUUUUAAAAGAAUUGUACGCUAAAGAAGAAAAUUGAAUUUCUAAAUCGGCACCUAAAUUAACUAUGAAACAUCUCGAACGUAGUGCUUUGAAGUAAUGAAUGUUAGCUUAGCGGCUCAAAUUUUCACUAACAUAGUUUCAUCUGCUAUAUUAACUGCUUCUUUUGUAACUAGGGACAAAUUAAAUAAUCCACACAGUAUAGCCACGGGUGAUUUUAUUAAAAAAGUUAAUGAUCUUUUCAAUUGCUUAAACAAUAGAAGCCCUAAAGACAAAAAUCCUUUGCGCCGACCUUUAUCCGAUCACAAUCCACAGGUUGUAGAUUAUUUAAAAAAUAGUUUAGAGUGGAUCAAAAGUACUUUAAUAUUGAUGGGACAUGCAAAUCGCAUUGACAACGUAUAGUAGCUUUUUUUGUGAGAGUGCACAUUUUUUAUGAAUUAAAAUGGAUUAAUUGGCGUGCACGUGAUGCAAAAUGUCAAAAACGUGCUGUUGCUGGUGAGAAACCGAAUGCCAAAUUACAGAAAUUAAGCCAUCGAUAAGCACAGUUCGAGUAUAUAAAAAUAAAUUUUUCAAUCAAAUUCUACAGUCAUUUUUAGCAACAAAUUUUAUGUCUCGAAGAUAAUCAAAGUGCUUAUUUGCUUAUUGUGUCGUCUCAGCCAAUUAUUACUUUAUACUUUAUAUUUUAUUUUAUUCACCGAGGAAUUCUUAUAAAUUGUCGAUAAACGGUAGUAAUUUUUUAAAUAGAAUAAGCACUGGUUUUUAUUUAAAAUUAUUUUUGUUUACAACUUUUAAUCACUCAUCAAUAUAAAAUCAUUUGUAUUUAAUUGCAUGCACAUAAUAAAUAUUUUAACUCAUUAAUUAAAUAAUAGUAUGUUUUGAUUUUUCAUAUUCUUUUCUUUUCUUUAAUUAAUUAAAUAUUUGUAAAUACCUUCAUUAACAGCAGUUGCAUGAGUGUUGAUCGAUAGUUGCAUGAAAUGUAAAUAAUUUAUGCGUAUCAUCAUCGCUAUUCUUACACCUAUGCUUUCCUUUUAUCCUAACCUGUUCCUAAUGGAAGAAAACUUAGCCACCUUCCUGAUUUGUUUCCAUCGAAUAAUAUUAGUUUGAUUGUUUUUAAUUACAUAAACAAACUAAUAUUAACUAAGAACAAGUAUCCCGAUUUAUUAUUUUUACGCACAUUGUAGCGAAAAUUAAAUUCUAAGUAUUACGUAAAAAUUAAAGUAUCACGAUUUUUAUAGUGCGUCAUAUAUAAUAUUUAUUUAUUAUUUACAUCUAAGCUGCUAUUAUUUAAUUUUAUAACAUUCAUAUAGCAAGGACAUUGAUAUUCGGCUGAGUUGACCGCAAGCUUAAAAUUUGAAUGGCGCCGUGAAAGUUAGAGAGACAGCACGAUAGAAAUUGAUGGCUGUCGCCAUCUCGCGGAGCGUACCGAACUACCGCUUUCUGCCCCCUCGCCGCUAUACGAACCGUUCUUCUAUAGGAAGUCUAUAUUCGUUGUCAUUACGUACCUACAAUACGUAUAUAAGCCACGCGGGAUCGAAAGACUGGAAGAGAAAAGAGUUUAGUUUAUCUUUGUUGUUCGUCACUGAAAAUUGUUGAAAGAUGGGCAAGAACAAGGGGAACAAGGCCGGAGGAGCGAAGAACGUGUUUAAGGUCGCGGGCGCCCGCAGCCAGCGAGCCAAGACCAAGGCGAAGAAGGUCAAGACGACGCUGAAAAAACUGGACCUGGGUCAGGGCAGCAAGUUGAACAAGGAGAAGACGAAUCAGAUAAACAAACAGUUGGUGGAACUCAGCAAAGAAGUGCAUCAGCCCAAGACCAAGCCCAAGAACAAGACGGCACAGCCUGUUGGCAAAACAGUACAACCGAUCAGUGGACAGGUCAAAGAACAGGCCACCAGUCUUAUACAGAAUAUGCAGAUUUGACAGUGACGAACUAGAUAAAUAAUUUUGACUCAUUGUUAUCAUUCUUCUUCCUCAUUUGUGUAUAAGACUGUUACUCUGUUGAAUAAAUGUAAAUAUUUUGUAAGAAUCUUGCCGAGUUGGUUUUUAUUUUGAUUCGACCUUGUAGAGAGGCCUAGUGUAGUGAGAGAUGACAGACAAGUACAAGGCCGCGUUGAUAGUCAUCGGUGACGAGGUUCUCAGAGGACAAGUACAGGAUGCGAACACGAUCUACCUGGCCAAGAGCUUGCAAAAGGUCGGCAUUCAGAUACGCAGAGUCGUCGUCAUUCCCGAUGAGGUCGACGUUAUCGCAAAGGAGGUGUCGGAAAUCUCCAAGAACUUUCCAGUGGUCUUCACGUCCGGUGGCGUUGGUCCGACCCAUGACGACGUCACCUACGAAGGAGUUGCCAAAGGUUUGGGUCUGACCUUGAAAGAAAAUAAGACAGUGCUGGAGCUUUUGAAAAAGGCUUUCCCUGAUCAACCGGAGGCCAAACGUAUGGCGGUGGUACCAUGUCCUUGUGAGAUCGUUUCUGUCAAACGUCAGGGGUCAGAUGGCGAGUACUCGGUGAUAAAAGCCAACAACGUCUACAUCCUGCCGGGUUCACCGCGUUACUUCCGCGCAGGAGUGGACGCAAUCGUUCCUGGCCUGGAAACCGGUCGCCGAUUGCACUGCGAGCACGUGGACGUUUGGCUGGACGAGUUCGAGAUCGUCGCUGUUCUGGAGGAACAGGCGCUCCGCUGGCGCGGCGUCGUCUCCAUCGGCAGCUAUCCCCAGGUUCAAAAGCGAAAGACCAGGAUCACUCUCGAGGCUGAGAACAAGGAGGCUUUGGUCAAGGUCAAGAAGGAAAUUCUACAGAUGUUGCCGAUUGGGUUCGACAGGGCCAAGGCCGAGGAGGUGUACAGGAGUAGAGAGGAAUUCGAGCAUGUGAGGAAGGCUUUCGACGUGCUCGAGGAAUGCUAUAGCAGGUAUAAGGCAGAAGAAGUCUUUCUGAGUUUCAACGGGGGCAAAGACUGCACCGUAGUGCUGCACUUGGCGGCGGCGUUUGUUCAGAUGCGAAACCUCAAGGCUCCAGUGUGCCUCUACGUCACCGGCGAUGCUUUUCCAGAGGUAGAGGAGUUUGUAAGCGAGGCUGCGAGCUACUACGGCUUCGAGACGCUGCACAAGGACGGUUCGAUCAGAGAGGCCCUGGUCAAGAUUCUGAAAGACAGACCAGAAUUAAAAGCCUGUCUUUUGGGCACCAGAAAAGGCGACCCCGGAGCUCACUUGCUCGAGCCGUUCACACACACGGAUCCCGGCUGGCCCGAGAUCAUGAGGGUUAGUCCUAUUAUUGAGUGGUCUUACAACCAGGUCUGGCAGUUCCUUCUACGCCACGAAGUACCGUACUGCUCGCUUUACGACGAGGGAUACACUAGUCUCGGUGCUCGUGCUACUACACUAAAAAAUCCACUUCUGCGUGAUCCCAACGACUCCAGUCGUUAUCUACCAGCGCAUAGCCUCGCCGACGACUCCACCGAGCGCCAAGGACGCGGAUAAUACUCGCCGACAGGACACGUCUAAAUCGCUUUUAGUUCAAAUUCUCGUCGUUUGUUUUUCUUUCUUGAUCGUCGUUUAACGAGAUUUUUUUCUAUACUCAGAAAGAAUAAUGAAGACUUUUAAAUUAAUUCGAGUUACUAGAUACUUUAUAAAUAGUGGAGGAGCGGCGAUACACUGUCUCAAGAUUUUUGCAGAAUAGUGCUCCGUGAUUCGAAAAGGUUAAGAGGCUUCAAAUCAGUAAUGCUAUGUAAUAGGCGAAUUGUUACCGGACAACUUUGACGAGCAGACGUGAAAGUAGUACUAAUCUAUCGAGAUCAUUUUAAGGGUUUAAAUUAUUUUUAUAAAAAUUGUAAAUAGUCAUUUAAAGAAGAUAGGGGUGCACAGUUUUGUGAAAACUUAAUUUUUUCGAAAUUAAUUUAAUUAUAAUUUGUUGAGGUCUGAUAAAUGUUAUUCCUUGUUAGUUAUUAAGUACGUACUAUCGCAGCUAUAUGUCACUUGAAUAGUGCUUAAUUUAAAGUGUAGAUCUACGAAACAUGCGUGAGAUGCACAGACUUUUGUUAUUUACAAAAUGAAUGUUGAGAUAAUAAAGCAACGACGGAUAUAUCCUCGUAUGCUUAGCCUCGUUUGAAUUACUUGCUACAGCAAUGAUGUUAGCGAGUCAUUGAUACAGUAUUACUUUCACGGCUAUUAAGUCCCGUAGUUUUAGUUUUGUAAGGCUUAUUUAUUACGUAAAGGUUUAUGUUUGCUCUGCCUCUGGAGAAUCUCUAAUCUGUAUAUUCGCACCGGCGCUAUAGCCUGUUACGUUUUAUUUCGAUUUAUACUCACCAGUUACGUCGACACCUACUGCGCUGUCUCUAUUCGAAGAGACCAGAUUGUAGAAAGUUCUUGAUUUUUGCGUUUUAUGUUAUCGAGUUUCCCACAGGAAGUCUCGCCUUACAAUUCGGACAUCGAAUUUUCAUCAUGUGAUGAAUAUUUCAUUUUUACGAAUCGAAUAAGACAAUAAUUUACAUUGAAAUCGGACAGUUUCACGCUGAAAUCUUGAAGCUCGUUACUUAUGAAUAUUGUACUCUAAAUCUAUAAAGGUGUCGUAAAAAUUCUAAUUGUGUUUUUGUACUUGAAAGGCUUGUCUGUGGGCCAAAAGCAUCGACGAAGGAAGCUUUCCAGAAACCGAUUCGUCCGUAAACACAGACUAACAAGCUCACAAGUUUCUAGAAUCAAGCGAGGUGAGCGCACGCGUCCGCAUCUAGCGUAAUAAAAGUUCACGCGAUGAUUUCCUUUCCUUCGUUGCAGGGGUUGUCUUAACUUAGUUAGUUGUAAUAAAAUGAACUCUAAUCGAGUUUGAACGCACAUUAUAUUUUUGAUACUUGAAGCACAACAUAUGUCACAAGCGUGCUCUAUAUGAUAAACAAAGCAUCGAGUUCAAUAAAAAGAAAAGUGCACACGAAA